Messenger RNA from Aethalodelphis obliquidens (Pacific white-sided dolphin), 1344 nucleotides. It is a transcript of the gene AQP8, whose product is annotated as aquaporin 8. Gene Ontology annotation, biological process: transmembrane transport; water transport. The transcript has 6 exons. NCBI's taxonomy places the organism in Eukaryota, Metazoa, Chordata, Mammalia, Artiodactyla, Delphinidae. The record is from RefSeq and is a predicted model, not a curated record. Gene Ontology annotation, cellular component: plasma membrane. Gene Ontology annotation, molecular function: water channel activity. The coding region runs from base 16 to 807 and encodes 263 amino acids.
GUCACCUCCGCCCUGAUGUCUGCAGAGGCAGCUGCAUCCAUGUGUGACCUGGAGUUCGGUGGCGUCAAGGUGAAGGAGCCCAGCGAGGGGGGCAGGUGGCGUGGGUGCUGGUACGAGCGGUUUGUGCAGCCCUGCCUGGUUGAACUGCUGGGCUCUGCCCUGUUCAUCUUCAUCGGCUGCCUGUCGGUCAUCGAGAACGGGACCGACACUGGGCUGCUGCAGCCGGCACUGGCCCAUGGGCUGGCCCUGGGCUUGGUCAUCGCCACGCUGGGGAGUAUCAGUGGUGGACACUUCAACCCUGCGGUGUCCCUGGCAGCCAUGCUGGUCGGAGGCCUCCACCUGAUGAUGCUGCUUCCCUACUGGAUCUCCCAGCUGUGUGGGGGGCUGAUUGGGGCUGCCUUGGCCAAGGCGGUGAGUUCUGAGGAGAGGUUCUGGAACGCGUCUGGGGCAGCCUUCGUGACAGUCCAGGAGCCCAGGCAGGUGACGGGGGCAGUGGUGGCAGAGAUCAUCCUGACGACACUGCUGGCGCUGGCUGUAUGCAUGGGCACCAUAAACGAGAAGACGCAGGGUCCUCUGGCCCCAUUCUCCGUCGGCUUCUCUGUCACCGUGGACAUCCUAGCAGGGGGAGCUGUGUCUGGAGCCUGCAUGAAUCCUGCCCGUGCCUUUGGACCGGCUGUGGUGGCCAACCAUUGGGACUUCCACUGGAUCUACUGGCUGGGCCCGCUCCUGGCCAGCCUGCUUGUAGGAGUGCUCAUCAGGUUCUUCAUUGGAGAUGGGAAAACCCGCCUAAUACUUAAGGGGCGGUGAAGCUGAGAUGGUGGAAUUCCUGCCGCCCUAGGGGCCCUCAGUGGACUUGUCCUGGACUGCAGACCAGACAGGUCUGCAUUUCCUGCCGGGGCAGAGCUCUGAGAAGUGACUGAUAACGCUUCCUCUGACUUGGGUCUGGCUUUUCAGAUGUGCAGGUUCUUUCGAAUUCCUUUGUGCUCAUCAGAGACCUCAGCCUGGGGAAUGUGUUGCCAGCAAUGCCCAGAGACAGAUAGAAACAAGCACAACAGAAGAGCUUUUCUUGACAGGGAAGGUCCCAGGAGCAGAAGAAUGGGUGGAAGAGGUGGCCGUUUAUGUGUCUCUGCUCACUUCCCUCAUCCCCUUUCUCCUUCUCUUGUUCCCCGAUUCCUCUGUUAUAGAAGGGCCUUCUUUGGUCUGUUUCCUUGCGGCCUGUACUGUCAAUCUAGCUUUGCAAUAAAUAGUCCAGUGUUUCCUUCCGUGUGCCCACUGGCUGGCCUUUCCUUUCAGAAAUGGACACCACUGGGGGGGAAGCAAAAGUCUGGGUUGAGCUUUAGCUGU